AUGGCAAAAGUCGAAAUCAAGGACUCGGACAUCGCAAUCCUUAUUGCUGCGAUCCAAAACUCUGUUGGUCCACUGCAGGUCGAUGCCGAGAGGGUCGCGAAACAGCUUGGCAUGAGUCUGUCCACCAUUCCACCCAAGUUCACCACUCUUCGAAAGCGAUACAACAUUGACAUCAAAGUCUUGAACUCGGGUGCGCUUCAACGUAAUCGCACAAACACCCCCAAAAAGGCCAAAUCUCGAAACAAUCUUCAAUCUGUGAAAGCAGCCGAGGCGGUGCCUUGGCCCGAACAGACCCUCGAUGGAGUCAGGAUUGAUAGUCCUUCGCCGGUCAAGAACGAGAAUGCCGACUCACCUUGCUGA
Molecule: messenger RNA, 360 nt
Organism: Exophiala bonariae
Lineage: Eukaryota; Fungi; Ascomycota; Eurotiomycetes; Chaetothyriales; Herpotrichiellaceae
Exons: 2
Coding region: 1-360 (119 amino acids)
Source: RefSeq, a predicted model, not a curated record